Messenger RNA from Tilletiaria anomala UBC 951, 5346 nucleotides. RefSeq lists its product as uncharacterized. The transcript has 5 exons. Gene Ontology annotation, molecular function: ATP-dependent chromatin remodeler activity; ATP binding. NCBI's taxonomy places the organism in Eukaryota, Fungi, Basidiomycota, Exobasidiomycetes, Georgefischeriales, Tilletiariaceae. Bases 235 to 5238 code for a protein of 1667 amino acids. The record is from RefSeq and is a predicted model, not a curated record.
GGCUUCGAAUGGUAUUGUACCAUUCUUACUGUACCUUCUUUCCUCGCGGGGCGUGCUUUGAUAACAGGCUAGAGUAGACCUUUGUGGUACGCGAUCCCCUCUGCGGGGUUACAUGUCCAGCACUGCACAGGGGGAGAUGAGGCGGGCGCAGACGUCGUCAAGCGGCAACCAUCAGACUCGGCAGCGCUAGCUGCUGCAGCCACCUGGCGUGUCACUCUUCAGUACCCAUUCAAGAUGUCAGCCGCCGCCAAUUGCAUUUCGUCUCCGCGAAAAUCGCAGAAGCAGCCCUCUUCAUCCGGAAACAUUAGCUCGCCCUCAUACAAGACACUAGCCGAGCGGGCGCGACUGCGUACUCAACCAGUAUUGCGUGCUUCCAGCAGCGGUAGUGGGAAUUCUGCGUCCAUCCCACCCAUAAGCGACGUCGCGAACGUUAAGUUGUCCAGGACAGCCCCUGGCGGCAUCUUCUCUUCCAUCGAUCAAGUCAUCGAUGUCGACGCGCUGGACGAUGACUUUGAGACAACUGCGGAUCGCAAAGUGCGCGAGGCGCGCGAACGCGGAUCGAGUGUCAUUGCUGCAACCCCCAGCCUGUCGAGUGGCAGCAGUGGCAGUGUGCAGCGUCCAAGCGUUAGGUUGAGCAAGCUGGGCGAGCGCAGAGGUGGCAAUGAAUCAAGUCCAGCCAAAAAGUCUGGCGGCGUGUCCAUGCUCGUUGGGGCUGGAGGUGCACGUGUACCCACACAGCUGCUCAAUCGCCCCAAAGCGCGUAUCGUCACGCUGUCUGAUAGCGACUCAGAUGAGGGAUUGAGUAGCAAGAAGGCUAAAAAACAGAGUUACGAGCAGGCUAAGACCAAUGAUCGUCAGCAGCAAAAGAUUGAGAAGCCAUCCUACAGAGAGGAAGGUGACAGGAAUCCAGGAAGAAAUGCGCAAUUCAACUCUCCUGCUCCCCCACCAGCGCCACCACAAUCUGCAUACGGCGCUGUAGCUGCUGCGCAACAAGAAACGCUUGCGAAUGGCCAAGCGGAUGCCAGAAGCAGCAGACAGCCCCUGGCAGCGCCUUUGUUGCCAGCACCAGCACCUGCGGCGCUGCAAACUCCGUUAGACCCGCUCUGCAUCGGCAUGAUUUCAGUGCCUAUCCUCUGCCUCUCGGGUGUGCCCGCCUCCCUGCAGUACGAACCAACGAUCGAAGGUCAAGGCCACAAGGAGCUGGAGGACAUCGAUCCCAUCUAUGAUAAGAGUCGUUGGCCAAGCCAGACGAGCUUCUGGGCCGAAAAGGGCUACCGCCCAGCCGUGCUGGAGCUCGUACCGAACGCGACGUACAAUGCCAUCCUGCAGGACGAACAGACCCGAGGAAGCGUCAACAUGCUCGCCUCCAAAGCCCGCGCACAGGAGAUCAAGGUCGCACUCGUCGUCCCGCCCGCGCUCCGAUCUGAGGCACAGGCAGGCAGUGGCGUAAUCGUAAAGGAGCACAACUUUGGGGUCAUUGCAGAAAAAUACUGCUCCAUCCUGGACCCCCUGCUGCGUGCCGGGCAGCUCAAAGUAGAGAGUCGAGUCCCACUGAUCCAACGCAGUCGAUCUGGUAACUACAUGCAUACGAUCGAUAUGCUCGCCUUCUGCUCUCGCAAGGACAAGGACAUAAUCUCGACGUCGUUCAUACUUGGCGGCAUCGUGCUCAGCCCCGUCGACUCAUUCAACGCCGCGGACUACCCUGGCAGACCGACGUACGACAACCCGCAUGCUCUCGCAUAUCCGACGCUCUUCAACACUGGUAUCCGCCGUGCGCCCGGCGCCACUGGGAGCGCGGGCGAAUUCGGAACGAUUGACAAGCGCGACCGUGACCUGACCGAGGACGAGAAGAAGGAGCAGGUCAACUCAGUCUACUCGUCGCUGACGCACGCAGAGGAUGUCGAGGAAGUUGCGCAGUCACCGCUGAUCAAGACGCCGCUAUUCCCGCACCAGCGCAAGGCGCUCGCGUUCCUGUUGAUGCGCGAAAAGGAGCGCUCGUUUGAAGCGGUGAUGCGCAAGAUGAGGGAGAAGGAAGACCAGAUUAAACAACUGGGCAAGGAGCAACUCAAGCGCGAGAGGGAGCGCAAAGCGCGCAAGGAGCGCGGAGAAGAUGUCACCGACGACGAGACUGUUGCAGCUCAGGAGCAAGCGUGCCUGAAAGAGCCACAGCGCGACAUUCGAUUUGCUGAUGCCGAGGACAAGGCCGAGGAGGACGGGGGGACGGUCUCGCUGUGGAAGCCGAUCAAGAACACCGUCGGAGGCAUCAAGGCGUAUCUCAACGUCGUCACGCGCUCCCAGGUCCGCGAGCGCCCCGAAGUGUGCCGCGGCGCGAUCCUUGCGGACGACAUGGGCCUUGGCAAGACGAUCAGCAUCAUCGCGCUCCUCGCACACACGCGCGAAGAUGCUAUCUCAUUUGCCAGCAAACGCCCAACAGGCAAGUCCGACCCUGCACUCCCGUUCGUACGCUCAUCAGCCGUAUCGCUGAUCGCACUGAGCGACAGCACCUCGUCGGACUCGGAGCCUGAAUUUGGCGGCAUCGGCCUCCCACGCAGGGGAAAGAAGGGCAAGGGGAAGUCAGCAGUGGGAAAGGGCAAGGAGAGGAGGAGCUCGGUGGCCAAGGGCAUUGAUGGCACCGCCGAUGCUGGGGCCAAAAAGUUCAACGACACCUUGUGCUUUGCUCCCACCACCUCGCCGCGCAAGAAAACAAGACAGGAGAAGGCCAAGGAGCAGGAGGCCAUUCGUCUUGCAAACCUUGACGUCCGCAGUCGAGCGACACUCAUCAUUUGUCCUAUGUCUAUCAUCUCGAAUUGGGAAGAACAAGUGAAAGAGCACUGGGGUUAUCUGAAGCGACCCAAGAUCUACAUCUAUCACGGCGCGCAACGGUCAAAAGAGCCAGGAUUCAUCGCGAACCACGACGUCGUCCUCACAACUUAUUCGACUCUGGCCAUCGAGUUCUCUAACCAGACGAUCUGGGCGGACCAUUCUGUCAAGGAGCACGAUUGCAGCGACUCUGAGUUUGAGCGGUUCGCCAGCGACUCGGACAAGUCUGAUCACGAAAUGCCCACGUACGAUGCUGAGGGAAAACCUGUCGAAAGUACGACACAUCGCAAGCGCAAGAAGAGGGCUAAGAAGAAGGUCAUCUCCAAGUCGGGCGAUUCACCCAACCCGCUGCAACGCAUCGAAUGGUUCCGAAUCGUGCUCGACGAGGCCCACAUAAUCAAAGACUCAAAGACGUGGCAGUCUAAAGCAGUUUGCAAUCUCUCUGCCCAACGCCGCACGGCACUCACGGGUACGCCGGUGCAGAAUCGCGUCGACGAUCUGUAUGCCCUUGUGCGGUUCCUGCGCCUAGAUCCCUUCGCGGACCGUGCCAACUGGAACUACUGGUGCAAUAUGUCUCGUCAAGGUUUGACGCUCAAGACUGCCAAGCACGGCAGUGUGCCGCUCGAUACGGUGUCUCUUGCACGCGUGCAAACCAUUAUGAAAUUUCUCACUUUGCGGCGUACCAAGGAGACCAAGGAUCCUCAUGGCAAGCCGAUAUUGCAGCUUCCCCCUAAGUACCAGCGCACAGUCGUCCUGGACUUUGGCGAUGUCGAAAAAGCGCGCUACAAUGCCAUGCACCAAAUGUAUCGCGAGGACUUUGAGGAGAUGCUUCGUGGAGACACGGUCCAGCAAAACUACGCGACGAUUCUCGUCGAAAUCCUCUACUUGCGCAUGACCUGCGACCAUCCAGACAUGGUCGACAUGGGCAAGGACAUACGCAGAUCUAAAGAUGGCGACUACAAUGUGCAGGUAGCCAUCGCCGAAGAUGGCAUCACGCGUGAGCGAGCGACGCGUUUCUUCCGCAUUCUGCGCGAUAAUGGCGCAAGCGAGUGCGGCCUUUGCAAUCGUGAGAUCACCAUGGGCCUCGACGCUGCGCCGGAUGAGCUGGACGACUUUGGAGGUGGAAGCGCAGGUAAGGGCAGAGGCAAAGGCAAGGCGCAGCCAAAAACCGGCGACGACGAGGAAGCAGAGCUCAAGGCUGUUGUCACCAAGUGCCAGCAUCUGUCCUGCUCUGAGUGCUUUGCGAACUACGCGCCCGCUGACAGCGGCUGGCCUCGACCAUGUGCGAACGCGCCCGGAGGCAUGUGUCCGGAAUGUGCGCAGCCCUUGUCGCUUUUGCUGGAAGUUGUGCAGCUCGAGCGAACCGACUUUGAAGAGCUCGAUCGCAACGCAGACCUUGAUUCGCUCCCUGACGAGUCGCGCCAGCUCGAUGACGAUGACGACUUCAAGCCAGACCGCAAGAAGCACGGCAGGUUGGCCGAAGAAGCGGCCAAGUUCCGGAAACAGACGCUGAAUGAGGCUCUAAAGGCACGACCGGACUUGAGUACAAAGAUCCACGCGCUCGUCACGGACUUGCUUCAAUUCUCUGUCUGCAAUCCGCAUUCCAAGCUGUAUGAUCCCCACGCGCCGAGACUCGACCACAGGGCCCUGACUGAGGAAGAAAUUGCUAUCGAAAUGGCUGCUGCGAAGGCAGCAAUAGCCGUCAAGAGUGACAAGGGGCCGCUCAACAUUAGCACAAGCGGCAUGCAAAGUGCGGGCUCGUCAAAUCAGGUGCGCGGUACAAUUGAAGCUGCGGCUCCCAAAGGCACCGAGGUGCACAAGGGUGACCAUCCUGCGCCCAAAAUGCCCCCCGUGGAGACUGUCAAAGUGGUAGAAUGGCUGCCGAAAGUCAAUCUAGACGGCAGCAUCACGCAGUACCGACCUAUCAAAUCGAUCGUGUUCUCACAGUGGACAAGAAUGCUGGAUAAGGUCCAGAAGUGCUUGAUCAAGACGGGCAUCCGAUGCGUCCGUCUGGAUGGCACGAUGACAAGAGGUGAUCGUCUGGCUACACUUAAUGCUUUCAAGAGUGAUGAGGGCAUCGAGGUCAUGCUCAUCUCCCUCAAAGCCGGUGGUUUUGGUUUAAACCUCGUCCAAGCAGCCAGAGCAUACCUCGUAGAUCCUUAUUGGAAUCCGGGAGUGGAGAUGCAGGGUCUCGAUCGCAUUCAUCGACUAGGUCAGACGCGUCCCGUGAUCACGACCAAGUUCAUCAUGUCGCAUUCAAUCGAGGAGAACCUGCUGGAACUUCAAGCGAGAAAGAUGCAGAUGGCCGAGAGCGUCGGUCAGAAACGACAGGUGUCGCCACAACAACGCAGGAACCAACGACAGCAUGAUUUGCAGACGCUGUUCCGUAUGCGUUCUCCAGAUGCGCCCGCGGCGUAGACUGUAGAGAUGUCAACGACCCGAAAGCAUCCCCAUCAUUUCUGUCGUGCCGCUCGAUGCAAAGCACAUACUUGUACAAUCAUACCCAUAAUUAUAGACAUGUUCGAC